AUGCCUGACAGAUCAAGCCCAGGCCCGUCGGACGACAGGUCUGGCCGCAAGCGACGCGCCGAGGAGGAGACCGACGACCUCCCGCAACCCUACAACGCAAACAAGCUCCAGCCCGCCAAGAGACGCGCCCUCUCUCCGUCCGAACAGCCCCGAAGGCAGAAGCGCCCCGGAAACCGCGCCCGAAUUUCUGAGGCCGAGCGCGAGGCCAUCCGACAGCGCCAGUUAGAGCGCGAGCGCGGAGCCGCCGCCGCCCAGUCGGCGCACGACGACGAGAACAGAUCCCGCGGCAUCAACGAUGUCGUGAGACAGCACUACAACAAUGUGCCCGAGAGAGGCCGCGACUGGCGCACUAGGGACAGCAAGAUCAAAGGCCUGCGCGUCUUCAACAAUUGGAUCAAGAGCUGCAUCAUCCAACGCUACUCCCCCGACGAGGACCACGCCCCCGGCUCCCGCGAGGAGGGCCGCUCCAGCGGCAAGGACCUCCUCGUCCUCGACAUUGGCUGCGGAAAGGGCGGCGAUCUGAACAAGUGGCAGCAGGCUCCCCAGCCCAUCCAGCUCUACGUCGGUCUGGACCCCGCCGACGUGAGCAUCGACCAGGCCCGCGAACGGUAUAGGACUCUUGGUUCGCGCGGCGGUCGAGGUGGCCGGGGAGGUGGCCGGGGAGGAUACAACCGACGACCGCCGCCGCCGCCGUUCGAAGCCCGCUUCCACGUCAAGGACUGCUACGGCGAAAGCAUCGAGAACAUUGAUAUCAUCCACCAGGUCGGCUGGGACCCGUCGCCCAUGAACCGCCGCGGCUUCGACGUCGUCAGCAUGAUGUUCUCUAUGCACUACGCCUUUGAGAACGAGAAGAACGCCCGAACUAUGCUUCGUAACGUCGCUGGCGCCCUGAAGAAGGGCGGCCGAUUCAUCGGCUGCAUCCCCAACUCCGACGUCCUCGGCGAGCACGUUCGCAAGUUCAACGAGAAGGCUGCUGCGAAGCGCGAGGCCAAGAACUCCGAGGGCAACGCCGACGGCUCUACCACGCCUCCUCCCGCAGAUCCCGAGGAUGGCGAGCUCGAAGAGGGUGAGGCUGAGCCCACUGCCGAGUGGGGCAACAGCAUCUACCGCGUCCGCUUCCCCGGCAAGACACCCGAGGACGGCAUCUUUCGCCCUGCAUUUGGCUGGAAAUACAACUUCUUCCUGGACGAGGCCGUCGAGGAAGUGCCCGAAUACGUGGUUCCCUGGGAGGCUUUCCGUGCUCUUGCCGACGACUACAACCUGGAGCUGCAAUUCCAUCGCACGUUCCCCGAGAUCUGGGAGGCCGAGAAGGACGACGCGGAGCUGGGACCUCUGAGUGAGCGCAUGGGCGUUCGCGGGCGCGGAGGUGGUCCGUUGCUGGUUUCGGACGACGAGAUGGAGGCGGCGAGCUUCUACAUUGGAUUCUGCUUCUACAAGGUUUAG
Ilyonectria robusta is the source of this 1443-nucleotide messenger RNA. Its product is annotated as mRNA capping enzyme-domain-containing protein. NCBI's taxonomy places the organism in Eukaryota, Fungi, Ascomycota, Sordariomycetes, Hypocreales, Nectriaceae. The record is from RefSeq and is a predicted model, not a curated record. Bases 1 to 1443 code for a protein of 480 amino acids. Gene Ontology annotation, molecular function: mRNA 5'-cap (guanine-N7-)-methyltransferase activity. Gene Ontology annotation, cellular component: nucleus. The transcript has a single exon. Gene Ontology annotation, biological process: 7-methylguanosine mRNA capping.